Molecule: messenger RNA, 390 nt
Organism: Protobothrops mucrosquamatus (brown spotted pit viper)
Lineage: Eukaryota; Metazoa; Chordata; Lepidosauria; Squamata; Viperidae
Product: casein kinase II subunit alpha-like
Exons: 4
Biological process (GO): protein phosphorylation
Cellular component (GO): protein kinase CK2 complex; nucleus; cytosol
Molecular function (GO): protein serine/threonine kinase activity
Source: RefSeq, a predicted model, not a curated record
GAACUGGACCCCCGUUUUAACGACAUCCUGGGCAGGCAUUCCCGCAAGCGAUGGGAGCGCUUCGUGCACAGCGAGAAUCAGCACCUGGUGAGCACCGAGGCCCUGGACUUCCUGGACAAGCUGCUGCGCUACGACCACCAGACUCGGCUGACGGCCCGCGAGGCCAUGGAGCACCCCUACUUCUAUCCGAUCGUGAAGGACCCAGCCAGGCUGGCCUCCUCCACUGUCCUCUCAUCGGCUAACACACCUGUCAGCUCCUCCAGCAUGUUGGCAGGCAUCGCCUCCAUGUCAGCCGCCCAGCCCAUUGGCAGCUUGGCUGCCUCCCCCGUCAUCUCCUCCCCGAAUGCGCUGGGCUCGCCAGUCCCCGCAGCCGCCGGAGCUCAGCCGUGA